AUGGUUAUCACGUGGUAUAAAACCAGAAUUAGUAAUCCAUACAUUCCAGAAACCCUUAGUAGAAACUUGAAAGUCGAAACACCACACGUGUCACGCUGUUGCUCCUGGCCUGUGCAACGAUCUCCGAUCUUCUUGCGUUCUCCGACGAUCUUCUCCGGUGACAUCUCAUCCGGCGUCGAUCUCCUACAACGGCGAUCUCCUCCGGUGACGUCUCCUCCAGCUUCUUCUCCUUAUCAACCUCUGUGUCUUCUCCACCAAAAUCGUCAACAUCUUCCUUUCCUUCCUCUGCGACGAUCUAAACUGUUUGCGAGGAUUCAUCGCGAGUGGAGAAAUCGAUUCCGCCAUUUGCGCAGCAAGAUCAACAGCAAUUUGUGUUCCGCUGCUCUGCCGCCGCUGACGUUCCUCUAUUUCUCUGCUUGGUGCCUUUGCUGCUGUCCCUCACUCUUCCAAAGGGUUUCAAAAAAUAGAAUGAAGGAUUCUGUAAAUUAUCAGAUCAUUUCUCCAAAAGAUCUAGCAAAGUCUGUUUUAUCUAGCAUAAUAGAGUUCACAAGAGAGGAUGUGGAAGCACUCUUAAAUGAGAAAGCCAAAAGAAAAGACAGAUUCAGUUAUAAGAUCAAAGGGGUUAUCAAAGUUGGAGAAGCAACUGGCAGAAGACUGUUUCUAAGUUGAUGGCACAGCUAAAUGAGAAAUCUUUCGAACUUGAGAGAUAGAAGAGCUGAAACAGAAGGUGAAAGAACUAACAGAAGAGAGUUCAUAUGCUAAAGGACUAGCUUCAGCUGCUGCUGUUGAGCUCAAGGCAUUGUCAGAAGAAGUUUCCAAACUCAUGAAUCAUAAUGAAAGACUAGCUGCAGAGCUAGCCGCAUCCAAGAAUUCGUCUUCGCAGCGCAGAACCAGUGGAACUGUACAAAAUGGACGAAGGUAAAGUCAUGGUAGACUCAGACGAAAUGAUCAGGGUGGGUCAAAUGCAUAUGUCAAGAGAGAAUUAGCCUUGAGUAUAGAAAGGGAACUUUCAUAUGAAGCUACUCUUUCAGAGUUAUAAUCUUUGCUUCCUUUCUUUCCUUCAUUGCUCCAAAUGUUGUGCUAAUUUUCUCCCUUUUUAUUUGGUUCGCAUCUCUAUAGGGAUAAUGUUUUAAUGCAUGUAAAGUAAUAUUAUUGGUUUCUAAUGUUCAUUCAUAAUGAAGUUGCGAUUGUGUUUGACCCUUUAACUGUAUACUGCUCAUCAGUUGAGAAACAGAAGAAUUAUUAAGCAUCU
Messenger RNA from Arachis ipaensis, 1252 nucleotides. The record is from RefSeq and is a predicted model, not a curated record. NCBI's taxonomy places the organism in Eukaryota, Viridiplantae, Streptophyta, Magnoliopsida, Fabales, Fabaceae.